AUGACCCGACGUCUCGACGCUCGUUCAAGCUCAGCUUCAGUGUUUGUAGAGGCUCUCACAGCAAAUUAUGCUCUUGUAGAAGAAUUGGAAUCUCUAGCUCAAUCACUUAUUGAAGAAGAGACGAAAUUAGUAACUAAAAUACAUUCAAUUCGCCGACGUAUGGCGCUUCGAAGAGCACAACAAGCUAUGGAGACACUAUUGCCUUGUGUAUCAUCACAGCAUACAAUAAUCCAGCAGCAGUAUCAGAAGAAUGGACGUAAUAGGAAGAAAACACUAGGUGUUGUACCUCGUUCAUACAUUCGUCAACAUGUUUCGUUCUUUACAGAUGAAGUUGAAAGCAAACGGAAAGUUGGAAGACCCAAGAAGAAGAAACAAAAGACAGUGGAAGCUACAGACGUCGAGGAUGAAGAACAGACAAAGCUUCAACAUUCAUUGGAGCCAUUUUCUAAUGCUGAUACCAAGUGUUUACAUGCUCAUAGUCAUGAAUCAUUCAUUGCUGCCCCUCCAACUAUCUUUUCAACCAGAGAACGACAAGUUGUCAAGGAUUUUGCAGAGGAUUUUUAUAUGACACAUGAUCCAGACGUGGAAAUGUCACUGGAUGUGUGGAACAAAAUUCAAGCGUGGCAAAUGAAAAGAAAGUCAAGACAAUUCCCGAUUGAGCGCUCGGGGUUUGCGUGCAAGUUGUGGUACGACCUUCACGAGUCGCCCAAGUUGCGGCUUAGUGCAUGGACAAAAGAGGAAGAUGCAGCUCUUCGACGUUUAGCCACAGGUGAGGAAGAUAAGCAACUAGUAAAUCGGUGGCACGAGAUUGCAAAACGCAUGCCGAUUUCAGGUAGACCAGCAGCACAUUGUCUUACUCGAUACCAGACAGCUCUGUGUGCGGGCAAUACGCGAUCGAAUUUUACGCCGGAAGAAGAUCAGAUACUGCGCGAAGCUGUACCAGUUUUUGGAGAGAAGUGGAAUGUGAUUGCAGACUUACUGGAUGGUCGCGUGUCAGAGCAGAUUCGUCAUCGAUGGCAGCUUUCGCUCGCCCCAGGUCUUCGGCGAGGCAAGUUUUCGCUCAUUGAAGAUCGGCGUAUGUUGUUAGCACUCCGUGCGUAUAUGCCUAAAAACAGCGAGUUCAAUCAGGAUCAAGUGUCGUGGAAUGAUAUCGGUCACCAUCUUCCUGGGCGGACGCAGCCAGCAAUACGGGACCGAUACACAAAUUGUUUGAAUCCGGACUUAUCGUUCCGUAAAUUUACCAAAAAGGAAGACGAGCUAAUACUGACGCGAGUGCGUGAGUGGGGAAUGGAAUCUUCCAGACUGUGGCCUCGAAUUGCUGCUGAGCUAGGUGAUCGCACAAAUUCUCAAGUGUGUCGACGCUGGAAGUACUUGGAUCCAGACGCUUAUGAAAAACAUCGUCGAGUGGUAGAAGAAGCAAGCAAGACCCAGACGACUGCUGUCUUUCGUCGACGAUCGAUCCACAGACAUGACCCUCGCAAAACGAAGAUCCAUACCAAGCGAAGCUCUUACAACGGCCGCGCUGGUGAGCAAGCUGAGAGUAAUGCGGCUCACGCGCCUUGGUCAUCUUCGCGAGGUCGUACAAAUGAAGCCGUUGUAACACCCACUGCUGAUGAGUCAGACAUGUGUGAGACAGAAAGCGAGGAUGGCUCGACUGAGUACACUUUUUAG
This is a messenger RNA of Peronospora belbahrii, 1671 nucleotides long. The record is from the annotation of a GenBank genome assembly. NCBI's taxonomy places the organism in Eukaryota, Oomycota, Peronosporomycetes, Peronosporales, Peronosporaceae.